This is a messenger RNA of [Torrubiella] hemipterigena, 689 nucleotides long. The record is from the annotation of a GenBank genome assembly. Lineage: Eukaryota; Fungi; Ascomycota; Sordariomycetes; Hypocreales; Clavicipitaceae.
GAACUCACUACUUCUAUUAUUCUUAUACAACUUUAUAAUCUUUGCGUAUUCAAAAUGAAAUUUGUCACUACUAUGACUGUUAUGGCCACUAUGGCUAUUGCCAUGCCUACUCAGACUGAAAACAACAACAGUCAGCACUCCGGCGGUGACUGUAGUAUCACGGGCAACAACUCCGGCUCGGUUCAUUGCUGCGAGAGUGGAGGUAUUCUGAGUGGAUUAUUCUGCAAUGUGCUGGCUAUAGGAGAGACUUGCGAUGUCGGCCAGCACGUUUAUUGCUGCAACAACCAGUCGGGCGGCUUGAUUAACCUCAAUCUUCUCAACUGUGUCAACCUUUAGAUAUGCGAAAUAAAACUGGUGUUAUCAAGGGCGAUCCUGUCCGGGUACAUUCAAGAACUAAGAAUAAUACUUUAGAUAAAGUAAAAUUGUCUAAAAUAGAACCUUUAACACCAAGAGCUUUUUCGUUAUCAGUAGUUUGCUGUAUAGUGUAUCCCUAGGUGGUGCUCUGGUGGUCUCAAGACCGUAUCUCCGCAUCCAACCUGAAAAGACAACGUAUCGGAAAACGCAUCAAUUUAUGCCUUGUACGCCUUGUAUGAUGUAGAGCUUCCGUAACUGUUUAGAUCUCCAGUAUUCUAUUCGUUAUAUUAUAGUAGGCCACAUCCCGUUAGCUGAAUCAUAAAGCCGGGUUUCGU